Giardia duodenalis is the source of this 813-nucleotide messenger RNA. RefSeq lists its product as uncharacterized. NCBI's taxonomy places the organism in Eukaryota, Fornicata, Diplomonadida, Hexamitidae. The transcript has a single exon. The record is from RefSeq and is a predicted model, not a curated record. The coding region runs from base 1 to 813 and encodes 270 amino acids.
AUGGCCAAGAUUCUGCAGGUCAAGGUCAGCUACAUACAGACAGUAGAUUACGGUGACUACAUAGAGGGAGAACGCCUUGACAUGGGGUCUGUCAGGGGCUACUCUCGGGUGAAGCUUCGGGUACCUAUUCCGAUCAACGAAGAUCCACGCUGCCUUGAUGUUACUGUGGAUAAGGAUGCGGUGCACAUCAAGUUGGGAAGCUGGAUGGCUCUGUACCAUCCCCGGUUCCCCCUUGACGUGGACAAUGCACAGGAAAGAACGGCCCGGAUUGUCAGGAAGGGGCCCGACGUUUCCUUCAGGAUACAGUGCUCCUUUUACUUAGAGCUUGUGAUCCCCUUGCUUCGUAAUGAGGCGCAGGCUUUAGCUGACGCACGCAGCAAACUUGAAGAGGUCACCCAGAUACGCGGCGAGGAACGGCCCGUUCAAGAUGCUGACUCUCAGACAUCAUCCAGCAGACCGUCCUCUCACAAUAGUGAGCAAUCUGGUUCUGAGGAGGACGACUCACCUAUUCCAAAGGUUGAACCCUUAACAGAGUUACGACCCGGCGCCCCCAACCCUGUUGUGGAGUUGGCGCCGGGUGGAGACAUGACGCUCCAGUCGCUAAAGAAGCUUGCAGCUGGGUGGCAAAAGAAUACAACGCGUGGUAAGGUCGAAGAUAAGAUAGCCCAGCGAGCGAAACUAGAACAGAUUCAUCGGGCAUUUCCUCUUUUAACAGAUAGUCCGAAAGAUGCACCAACCUUUGAACUCCAGGGCUUUGUUUUUUCCUUUGCUAACCCUGCCCUUACAGCAGCCUAUAGUUCCAAUCUUAAGUAA